AUGAGUACACUCGCCUUACAACAAUACGACUCCAAUUUGGCUAUGGGUUCGCGAUCAUCUUUUUCAUGGCCAGUCUUGGACUCAGGAUCCGGUCUUAUGAGCCCUGAACUCGGCUCUUACGGUUCAGAUAGCAGCUUCACAGGGUCGAGGUCCGGAACGGCGAGCCCACCCAGAACAUCACUUAGUGCGGAGCAACGCGAGCUCAAGAGACAACGAGACCAAGCCCGGCGUAAUUCGAAAAUGCAUGUCAGGGGCGGCCGGGCAGGAAGCAGCUCCUCAUCUGGUGUCUAUUCACCACCUCCUUCGUUGGCAGUCAUGUCAUCAGGCGCUCCUAGCAUGCCUGUCUACACAAGCGCUGGCCCUGUCUCGUUGCUAACUGAACCUCACGCCACCCAUUACCAUGCACAAUUUUCGCCACCUCUUUCAGACCACCAUCACAACCACCACAGUCAGUCCAGCAUGUAUCAUAACCCAUAUCCCACACCAACGUACAUCAACGAUUAUGGCUAUCCUGCAUCGGCCACUUCAAGCUUGCCCUCACACUACGGUCGCCCAAUGUCUGACCCAAGUCUCAUGUACUCAAUUUCACCUCCAGCGAUGGGAGGUAGCCCUCAGGAUACCGCCGGGCAAGUCAGAGUCGUACAACCCAGGCCGAAGCCACAAUGCUGGGAACAUGGAUGCAACGGCCGUCAAUUCUCGACCUUCAGCAACCUUCUACGUCAUCAGAGAGAGAAGUCGGGCCAAGCGACAAAGGCAACAUGUCCGAACUGCCACGCCGAGUUUACAAGGACUACUGCACGAAAUGGGCAUCUAUUGCAUGACAAGUGCAAGCAGAAACGGAUCGACAGUUAA
Sordaria macrospora k-hell is the source of this 852-nucleotide messenger RNA. RefSeq lists its product as uncharacterized. The record is from RefSeq and is a predicted model, not a curated record. NCBI's taxonomy places the organism in Eukaryota, Fungi, Ascomycota, Sordariomycetes, Sordariales, Sordariaceae.